CAAAUGAAUAUUUUUUUUCAUUUUUCUUACGCGAUCCUAAUUCCCAAGUGACUUGGGAAAGAAGACAGAAAGGAUCGACUGUCCAAUCUUUUUCUUUAUUCUGAUAUGCUAUAACUUCCCUCUUUGAAUCAAAGUAUCGAAUGGUUUAUGUCUGAUCACUGUUGAGUGAAUCAAGCUUGAAUCUAUCAGUCAAAACCCCCAAAAACUGAAAAGAAAAGAGGGCAAGAAGAAAAACAGAACAAAAGAAGAAAAAUAAGGCUUGGAGUGAGCGGGAGAUGAGAUGAUACUACCAUUUGUAAAGCUAGGAGCCCUUGCACUAAAAACCGCUUGCAAACCCAUCGCUAAUCGUCUCAAAAAAGAGGCUGGUUUACAUCCCAGGUUCCGCCAGUUCAUCAUCAACAUUGCCCAGGCAAAUCAUCGAUUUACGACCAGAAUGCAAAGACGUAUUUAUGGUCAUGCAACUGAUGUUGCAAUACGCCCUUUGGAUGAGGAGAAAGCUGUCCAAGCUGCUGCAGAUCUUCUAGGGGAGCUCUUUGUAUUCACGGUUGCAGGAGCUGCUGUUAUUUUUGAGGUGCAAAGAAGCUCCAGAUCCGAAGCAAGAAAAGAGGAGCAGCGCAAACAAGAAUUUGAGACAAUGAAACAAAGAGAUGAAGAUUUAGCACGAGAAAUUGAGCUGCUUAAAGUAAAAAUUGAAGAGCUUGAACAACUAGCAAGAGGACGAGGACUUGUUGGUAUAUUCCACUCCAAGCAUGCACAUGGCACAGAAGAUGGAAAAGCCAAGCCCUCUUGAUUAUUGCAGGAACCAUGUUCAGCUAAAAAAUUUCUAUGUUUUUUGUGGAGAAUCAGUGACAUCCGGGGAGUAGAAUUUUCUCUUCGACACCUUGCUAUAAAUAACAUGGCAAGAUAUCAAUUCUACAGACUAACAGCAUUUUGUUGUAUUGGAGUUGAUUCUGAAAUUCUUCAGCUUGUGCUGAAUUUAGUUUGAUUUGGACAUCUGGGAAUUGGAAAGUUCCAUUUUAGUUCAGGUUCAGUAUUUGAUUUAACGGUUGCUUCUAGUUGCCUGUGAAACAUGAUGGCUUGAUGUUGGAUAUCGGAUUGUGGUGCUUGUCAUUUUAUGAAGGCUACAAAGCAUUGCAGGCCAUUAUGAUAUAAGUUCUUUGCAUUUGCAGAUGAGACAUGGAUUACUAUCCUAUAUAGUUAAAAAACUCCAAUGAUUUGAGUU
Molecule: messenger RNA, 1222 nt
Organism: Durio zibethinus
Lineage: Eukaryota; Viridiplantae; Streptophyta; Magnoliopsida; Malvales; Malvaceae
Biological process (GO): regulation of lipid metabolic process
Cellular component (GO): mitochondrion
Source: RefSeq, a predicted model, not a curated record